AAACCUGAAUAUUGCUAUCCUUACUAUUUUUCUAGGCAAAGUACAAGUACGACCAUUACCAAUAACAAUUUGGUUGAGGACGGCGCGCUCCCACCCUUCACGAAUGAGAAAGUAGUGAUUGGUCCAUACACUGCUAGCAUGUUACUAGUGAACGGAUAUUGUGUACGAGGUUAGUUGUUUCGUGCGACCUACUAGUCUAAGAAGAGAAGAGUGAUUGUUGAUGCUAUUAACAGUAGUUUCGGGCAAACGUGGGGCGGAUUAGAUCUUCAGUUCAGAAAUACGUGAUGCCUCUUGGAGAAAUGCAAUGAAGUUAUUUGGAUACAGCUGACCGUAGACGGCGAGGACUAUACUGUAGAAGACAAACACGGCAGACAGGAUGAAGGAGGAGAACCUGCUCCAGAGAAGGUUUUCCCUGUGCCCCACCGCCAUCACGCCACAUAAGAUCGACCCCCGUGUGUUCACACGGAACCUGCCCUACGGGGGAGACAACGACCUCUACCCUCUCAGCCCAGGUGGUGAUAUGGAGAGGAAUGGCUUGCCUGUGCUGCAGGAUGAAGGCAGCCCUGCUCAGUCUCCCAACAGUAAGCUGGAAUCCAGGGUCUUCAAUGGCCAGGAGAAAGAGUGCUCCUCUCCUACAGAGAAGCUGGCCAGGAAGGAGUCUCUCAAACUGCAAAAGAAAAACUAUCGACAGGAGAAGAAGAGGGCAGCCAAAGAAUUGUUCAGCGCCUUGAAGGACCCCAGUGUGGUCAUCAUGUCCAACUGGUUGAAGAUCCGCGGUACACUGAAGGGCUGGACGAAGCUGUGGUGUGUGCUGAAGCCAGGGGUCCUCCUCAUCUACAAGACCCCCAAGGUGGACCACUGGGUUGGCACCAUCCUGCUUAACGCCUGCAAGCUCAUUGAGAGGCCCUCCAAGAAAGAUGGCUUCUGCUUCAAACUCUACCACCCACUGGACAAGUCUAUCUGGGCCAUGAAGGGACCCAAAGGGGAGAAUGUAGGCUCCAUCACUCAGCCCCUGCCUAGCAGCUACCUGAUCUUCAGAGCUGUGUCUGAGUCUGACGGCCGCUGCUGGAUGGAUGCCCUGGAGAUUGCGCUCAGUUGCUCCAGCCUCUAUAAGCUGACCUCCAAGGCUGGCCGUGACGGCGACCUCAGCUGCUCCUCCGAGUCUUCCCACAUCCUCAACCUCCUGCACUCUUCUGCCCUCAAUGACCAUGAGCUCUUCCAGUUGAAUGAGUCCCUGUUGGAAAACAACCACAUGGAGAUGGACGGAUACUCCGACAAAUCAGAGAGGGAGGCCCAUGAUGAGUCAGACAAUGGGACCAAUGAGAAUGGGGGCAGGCUGACCGAGGAGAGUGACAUGGACCAAUCAGAUGACCUGUCCCCAAGCUUGCAGGCCACAGCUUACAUUGAGCAAGGCCAGGAGGAGAUGGCUGAGGCAGGCGAGGCAUCUCAGAUGGAAACAGUCUCUGAGGAGAACAAAGGCCUGAUUUGGACCUUGCUGAAGCAGCUGCGGCCCGGGAUGGACCUGUCCAAGGUGGUGCUGCCCACCUUCAUACUGGAGCCACGCUCCUUCCUGGACAAGUUGUCAGACUACUACUACCAUGCUGACCUGCUUUCGCAGGCAGUUUUGGAAGAGAGCCCAUACUGUCGGAUGAAGCAGGUUGUGCGAUGGUACCUGUCUGGCUUUUACAAAAAGCCCAAGGGACUGAAGAAGCCGUACAAUCCGAUCCUUGGGGAGACAUUUCGGUGCUGUUGGCUCCACCCUCAGACCGACAGCUGUACCUUUUAUAUAGCAGAACAGGUGUCGCAUCACCCUCCCAUCUCCGCCUUUUAUGUCUGCAACAAGAAGGAUGGCUUCUGCAUCCACGGUAGCAUUCUCGCCAAGUCCAAAUUCUAUGGGAACUCUCUGUCUGCAAUACUGGACGGGAAAGCCAGACUGGUGUUCCUCACCCGGGAUGAGGAGUAUGUCAUCACCAUGCCAUACGCUCACUGUAAAGGCAUUUUGUAUGGUACAAUGACCUUGGAGCUUGGAGGAAAAAUCACCAUUGAUUGUGAAAAAACAAAGUGUGUAGCGGAACUGGAAUUUAAACUAAAGCCAUUCCUUGGCAGUUCGUCGAGUGUCAAUCAGAUUUCAGGGAAGAUCCGCAUGGGAGAGGAUGUGUUGGCUACUGUGGAUGGACACUGGGAUGGUGAGGUGUUUCUCCAUGAGAAGAAGAGUGGCCACCAAGAGGUUCUGUGGAACCCCUGUCCUGAGGUGCGGAAGCAGAGGCUGAAGAGGCAGGUGGUUCAGCUUGACCAGCAGGGGGAGUUUGAGUCUGAGAGGCUGUGGCAGCACGUGACCAGUGCCAUCGUGAACCGGGACCAGGAGCGGGCCACACAGGAGAAGUUUGUAUUAGAAGAGGCACAGAGGCAGGAGGCCAGAGAGCGAGGGAACAAGCCAUGGACUCCCCACCUCUUCACCCUGGACCCUAUCUCCAACGAGUGGCGCUACAAAUAUGCAGACACCAGGCCCUGGGAUCCUGACAUCAGCCUGGUGCAGUUUGAGAAGGACGGGGUGAUCCAGACAAAGGAGAGGCAGUCCAGGCACAAUGGACUCUCCUAUAGCCAGAAUUGGGCAGUGCAGCAGCAGAAGGCAAAGGCGCAGGGCAAACACAGGAAGUCCAGCAGCCAGCCAUCCAGCUGCAGCCAGAACACAGAGAGCAGCAGCACCACACCUGAGCCCACGCAAGAGUCAUCUGACAAUGAAGGAUUCAUGGCCCAGUGCUCCAGAUGCAACAAGGAGCUGCAGGACAUCGCAGAGAUGGAGGCCUCCAUAGCUUCCAUACAGAAGACACAGCAGGACAUCCAGAGGAACCUGUGCUUCCUGAGCCAGCAGAUGUUUCGCCGCAGAGCCUCAGAGGAGACUGGGACACUGACAGGCCGUUACUGCCUCAUUCUCUGCAUACUGCUGCUCUUUCAGCUCUUCAUCAAUUACACGUUCACAUGAAGGGGAGGUGUCCCGCCUGCACGUCCACCCCUAUCCCCUGCCCCCACCCCCACAGAGCAAUAAACAGUCACACCACCACUCCACCAAAAACACCUGUAGAAACUCAUACACUAGGGCACCAAGCACUUUGGAGAAAGAGGGUGAGAGAAGAAGAGGGGAGGGGGAGAAGAAAGGAAGAGGAAGAUGAAUUUGAAGCUGGAAGACAAAUAAACAACAAACACUUUACUUUUUGAGGGAUGAGGCAGAAGGAUUCAAAUGUUCUCUUCCUGCAGUGUUGUGAGUGGAUGCGUACUUUUAUAUUGCAAUACAGUGUUUGUUUCUCUUUAAGUCACUGCCUCUCCCCCACCCUCGAGCAGAAAUAUGACCUUCUUUUUUCCCUUCCACUUAAUACUUUGGGCCUUAACGCUUAUGCCAAAAAAGUGAAUAAAAGACAUCGACAAU
Megalops cyprinoides (Indo-Pacific tarpon) is the source of this 3424-nucleotide messenger RNA. Its product is annotated as oxysterol-binding protein-related protein 5-like. Gene Ontology annotation, biological process: phospholipid transport. The coding region runs from base 377 to 2983 and encodes 868 amino acids. The transcript is spliced from 22 exons. Gene Ontology annotation, molecular function: sterol binding. Gene Ontology annotation, cellular component: cytosol; membrane; intracellular membrane-bounded organelle. Lineage: Eukaryota; Metazoa; Chordata; Actinopteri; Elopiformes; Megalopidae. The record is from RefSeq and is a predicted model, not a curated record.